Parasteatoda tepidariorum (common house spider) is the source of this 1488-nucleotide messenger RNA. RefSeq lists its product as uncharacterized. The record is from RefSeq and is a predicted model, not a curated record. Gene Ontology annotation, cellular component: plasma membrane. Gene Ontology annotation, molecular function: protein binding. NCBI's taxonomy places the organism in Eukaryota, Metazoa, Arthropoda, Arachnida, Araneae, Theridiidae.
CUAGAGGAAAGAAAUAAUAAAAACUAUAAAUAGUGAUUUCUGACACAUCUAAUUACAACCUGAUGUAAUAGAUUGCUUUAAUCUAUAAAAGAAAGAAAGUUUAUCAUAUCUGAUGUUAAACCUGAAUUUUGGUCUAUCUAAUGGUUUUCGCAAAUUAUAGCGAUACCAAAGAGGUGCUUUAAUGAUGAUGUUAACAUCCAGCCUCCAACGACUGGCUUUUGAGUCAUGCUUCGAAUGCUGGAUCGAAUGAAUUUGACUCAUUUCUCGAUACUCAUCGUCAUGACGGCUGUGUGUGCCAUACAUCGUUGUUGCUGUACAGAGCAGCACUUUGACUGCCCCCUGGCCCAGCACCUCAGUCCUUGCACUUGCACUGCGAGAGUCUACGGGCUGGACGUCGUAUGUACGGACAUAAGUUCAGUGCAGCUGAGAGAAGUAAUGGAUGUGGUCAGUCUGACCAGGCAAACUAUAUGGUUCCUGCGCAUCACGCGUGCUGAGCUUUCACAAUUCCCUUUGAAACUGUUAGACGGGCUGGAUCUUCAGAAUCUGAUACUCGUCCAGUCUAACAUCACGACGCUGGACAGCGGUUCUCUGGCGGGAGAUGCAUCCCGCGUCGAAUCGCUGGACCUUUCCAAAAACUGUCUGACCAAGGUGCCAUCGCAAGCCCUGUCUGGCCUGAAAGAGCUGGCUGCCCUAAGCCUGGACUACAAUUGCCUGGAGACUCUGGAGGCCCACGUUUUCAGUGACCUCGUGUCCCUUCUGUGGCUGUCCCUUUACGGCAAUCGCAUAAGGCUCAUAGACAGUCGUGCUUUCUUGGGGACGGAGGGAAGCCUGACGAGGCUGAACCUGGGGGGCAAUCGUCUCGGUCAAGUGCCUCGCUACGCACUCCAAAGGCUGAACUGUCUGCAAGGUUUGAGAUUGCACGACAACAACAUAUCUGAUAUUUUAGUUGAGAACUUGCCGACAUCGCUUUGUGAUUUAGAUUUGUCUGGCAAUGACAUAGAAUACUUAGAAGCGGAGGCUUUUGUGACUUUAAAGCAUUUGACUGCUCUGGAUCUGGAAGAUAACAAAAUUAGAGGAAUACACGAAGAUGCUUUCAAAGGAAUUCAUGAUUCGUUAGAAUGGCUGAAGUUAGGAGGAAACAAACUGAAUCACAUACCACAGGUUGCUCUUCGGAAUUUCAGUCACCUUCGCCAACUGGAUUUGCGCUGCAAUUCUAUUCCAAGCAUUGAAGCUCAAUCUUUUCAAUUCUAUGGAAGAACACUCAAGUUUAUUUUUCUCCAGAAAAACAAAAUUCAAAGAAUUGCUGAAGGAGCUUUAGAUGUUUUGGAAUCAGUUGAAUGGCUGUAUCUGCAUUCUAACGAGCUGAAGGAGUUGCGCUUCAACACAUUUAGAAACAUUAUCGAUAAUCUUCAUGUUCUUGAUUUACAUGGUAAAUUCCUCAUUUCUCUAACUAUUUACUCGAGAAACUUUCAUAUUCUUUGUUGCUAG